GGCAGAGACUUGGGCUGCAAUCGGCCCAAUCUACAUAUCAUGCUUGAGUUGAGAAUCAGCCGAAAAAAAAAAUCCUCCUUUUCUUCUUUUCCUUCUGUUCGUUUUCUAUAUUUUCUCGGUAACCAAACAGGGUCCUUAGAGUUUUCGUCUCGCAAUUGGUUUUCCUCUCCCAGAUCAAAGAGAACGACAUGGGAUUCUUGGUGACCACCCUAAUCUUCCUACUGACUGGGAUCAUUGCGUCCUUGUGCACCAGAAUUUGCUGCAACAGAGGACCUUCUACUAAUCUGUUCCACCUAACUUUGGUUAUUACAGCAACAGUCUGCUGUUGGAUGAUGUGGGCAAUCGUAUACCUUGCACAGAUGAAACCACUCAUUGUCCCAAUUCUGAGUGAAGGGGAAUGAAGUUCCCUGUGGAAUACCAUCGGUGCGUUCUCAGUAAACCAACAAUAUGGGUUAUGAACUGGGUACCAGAGUCUGAUAUUGGUUUCAAGGAUCCUUGAUCAGUAUCUUCUUGUGCAUGUAAUUCUUGUUUGAGCGUGAACCUUGAAUUGGUUUUGCAUUGUUGCUCGAUACUACCUGGGAUAAAAUUGUUAUUUUUGCUGCUGUUCACUCCAGAAAUCAUUCUAUCACAAGAAAGUAAAUUUGUAGUUUUGAUGA
Messenger RNA from Carya illinoinensis, 656 nucleotides. Its product is annotated as V-type proton ATPase subunit e1-like. Gene Ontology annotation, molecular function: proton-transporting ATPase activity, rotational mechanism. Gene Ontology annotation, biological process: proton transmembrane transport. The transcript is spliced from 4 exons. The coding region runs from base 189 to 401 and encodes 70 amino acids. Gene Ontology annotation, cellular component: proton-transporting V-type ATPase, V0 domain. The record is from RefSeq and is a predicted model, not a curated record. NCBI's taxonomy places the organism in Eukaryota, Viridiplantae, Streptophyta, Magnoliopsida, Fagales, Juglandaceae.